AACAUUGAUAUGGUAAAGGAAUGCUAAAAAGGAGCAGAACUUUGGAUUUUACAAUAUGAGUAGCUCAGUUUUGUGGGUUGUGGUGGAGCCCGUAUGCAGAAUUCUUGGCAUCUUUACUGCUGCAGUGUUGUGUGCAGUGGGGGUAGAAACACUACAUCAGACAGACUUUUUCAGCCUGGCUGUCUAUCUCCUGGUCUCUUCAGCUGGCAUGAUGCUUUUUGAAAUGACAUAUUUCGUUGAUGCUUUUUUUGUGACGUGGUUUCCGUAUUCAGUUACUUCUACAUUUUUUGUCAUUUGGAAAAAGAUGGCUAAUGUCGGAGGCUUCCAGAAAUUCCUCUACUACACUGUUUUGUCCGUGAUGUGUUUUUUGCAUCCAGUUUUAGUCUGGCAUGCUGUCAUACCAGGGACUAUGCUGCUGCUGACAGGACUGAUGAACUUUAUUUUGAGUAAAAGAAAAAAGACAAAUCCUCCCAAAGAAGACAGAGAAACUUAUGCAGACUCAAUUGAGUGCAUUACUGAGUUGGAUGAACCUGAGCAAACCUUUUCCUUCCUCUACAUCAUCUCCGGCAAGCGAGCCUCUCGCCUACACAACAACUCUUCUGACUGCUCUCAGACCAUGCUUGGAGCAGAUCACUCCGGACAGAACAUUUACAAUCUACCAAGCAAAGCUGAGCAAAGAAACACGCACUUCAUAAAGAGUUUUAAAGAGGAUGACACUGAGCUGGAGGAGUUUGUCAUGGAUCCUGAUGAAACCACCUCAGAUAAAGCACCAAUGAUAAGAAUGUGAAUUGAGGCUGCAGGAAAGGAAAGGAUUGUUAUUCAAUGAAUCAUGCAAUUACAAAAGUACUUCAUGUUGAAAUAUGACUUAAACAGAAUCUGCUAUAAAAUCCAGGAAAUGUUUCAUUCUUUUGUUUUCAUAUGCAGAUACAUUUCCAUGCUUUCUGUUAAGAAAUAUCUACAGUUAUAGUUAUAUACAGAUUAAGCACCUGUCCUUCAAUAUAAUUUGAAUAAUUAUAUUAUUUACAGUAUGUUUUAAACAGUGAAGAUUAAAGUAUUUUGAAAUAAUUAGCCUAAUGGCCUCCAUGGUGAUGGCUUCCUUUAUAUAAACAAACAAAACCUGUGGUAUGAAAUAAAUAUUUUACACAAUAAUUCAAAAUUUUCAUUCAAUCAAUACAAGAAACUAUUUAUUUUUAUCUUUUCUUAAAUUUAUCUCAAUCUUUCCUAGAAUGUUAUGUAAUAAUAGUGCAAAAAUCUUUGACACCCUUGAAGCAAGAGGUUCAGGAAUAUUUUAAAUAAAGGCAGAUUCCAUUCUUAUUAGAAGUACUUGUUGGUCAUUCAUACCAUCAGCA
Tachysurus vachellii is the source of this 1349-nucleotide messenger RNA. It is a transcript of the gene tmem72, whose product is annotated as transmembrane protein 72. The record is from RefSeq and is a predicted model, not a curated record. The coding region runs from base 56 to 787 and encodes 243 amino acids. Lineage: Eukaryota; Metazoa; Chordata; Actinopteri; Siluriformes; Bagridae. The transcript is spliced from 5 exons.